AGUACACUCGAGGCUUGUUCGUUUCGCGUAUCGCGUCGAGCUUCUCCCUCUGCUCUGCUCGUCGUCGCGUUCUACUCGCACACGCGGAUACCGUUUGUACUAUCGACCUCGCGGUGCGUUUCUCGAUCCUCGGGUGCGUAGAUCGACACGGAUCGCGCGAGUUCCUCGCGACAGAUUGCUGCCACGAAGCUGUGAAAAGGAGGUUGAAACACGGGCUCUCGUCCUCCUUUCGAGUCGCGAAACGAUGAGCGAACCUGUGGUAAGCGAAGACCAGUCACGCUCAAGGGUGAACUCGACGAUGAAUCUUCGAUGAAGACGCAAUCUAGUUGCGAACCGACGCAUAGAAGUCUGAAUCGAUUGGCGCAGAGAUACAAGGGACAUAACGAGUGACGAUGCGCGUGAAAAGUUGACGACGCCAUGUGACGCGAGCAAACUGGAAUUCCUGUGCGACAGCAUUGCGCUGAUGUUGGAUUGUGCGACGCGCACGUCGUUCGAAUGGACCCUUUGCCACGGAUGACAGCUAGGAUGUUUAACAAGUGACAGUGCUCGAGAGUUGAACUGAAAAAGAACGACUCGAUCGUGAUUAAAUCGGUGAUUCGGUGACGAUUACUGCGAAGGGUAGAAAUUAGUAGUGAUGCCGUGAUGGGCUGCAGCUCGGGAUCGUUUCUCCUAACUACGCUCCUCGUGGGUGGAUUACUUUUAGUCAUCCUGCUCAGCGAGACAUCCCACGCAACACGUUUACGACAACGCUACGGCUCCACCGAAACGCCGAGAGGUGGGUACGUGAACGAGGCUGGUGUGUUCACCCUUCGAGGCAGACAGGAGGGUGGACGACGUGCCAGAAGAACCACGACAAGCACCACGAGCACAACGGCGUCCAGCUCGACGUUGAUUUCUCUGUCCGACGACGUGGCGCAGCCCGCGGCACUUUUAGCCCCCGAAGAGGACUUAUGGUCUACCAGUUCCUCCGCUACAACCAAUGUUCCAGUCUCCUUAGAUACAGCUGCCGCCGCGCAGUCAGAGCCACCCCUGGAACUAGUGGUGAAACCUCACAAACAGGUCGUACUACCAUGCGAGCUGGAAGGAAAUUACUCGAGGCUUCUGCUGCCCGGGGCCAGGAGCUACAGAGUGCAGCCAGCGACGUGGCUUCACGAGGGAAGUCCGGUGGAUAUGAUUACAAUCAACACGAGAACGGAGAUGAGUGGAACUGGACACAGAUAUAUUGGCGAUUCCAUCACAGCGGCGUUACAUAUAGAGAACGUUAGAUUAGAAGACGACGGUACAUGGGGGUGUACGUUGGAGGAUGACCACGGGAAAAUUCUCUCCGGCAGACCUGUGAAGCUCGUCGUUCUCGAGGCGCCCCGGGGGACGUAUCUGCUGAUAGAUGGGCGAAGGUUAGAUCCAGGAAACCAGUUCGUGCCGGUGAAGGAGGGCUCGGAGUUAACGUUGGAAUGUGCUGCCGAGGGUGGAAACCCACCGCCGGUUUUAGCAUGGGGAAUGACUCUGUCUCAGGCCACUUUGGAUGGUCCGGAGCAACCGCCGGACAAUCUGACCGUGUUGCCCUCGACGUCUGGCAGGCACAGUGGGGCCCACCUUAAGGUUCUAAGGGGGCAUCACAAUGCAACGAUCGCCUGUGUCGCGCGUCACGUCACACUAACGAUGCCUAUGAACGCCAGCAUACUCCUCGACGUACAAUAUACUCCGUCGUUCGCGAUAACGCGUUUACCCGGUUUUGGAAUUCCGGUCGUCGAGGGGAUGUCCGUCAGCCUGAAAUGCGAGGUGGACAGCAAUCCGGCCAGCACGCCGAUCUGGCAGCGGGACAAUGGACCGCCCGUCGAGCAGAGCGACGACGGAUGGCUGAACUUCACAAAAAUCACCCGCGCCGAGAGCGGCUGGUACAAAUGCUACACCAGACACAUGCUCGGAAUUUUCACCAGCAUCGGUUAUUUUCUCAACGUCCGCUACGAUCCAGACAUGGAAUCGGAAGCGGAAGCCUUGAACGGUGAAAAUACUGAUUCCCGGAAAAUGGAGGUCCAGAUCGGUGGCGCGGUGACAUUGGAGUGCGACGGUGGUUGUUGGGGACACGGUUCUGGAAUGGAUCCAGUGGGUGGGCCUGGACCACUGGCGCUGAGUCGGGUCGUCUAUCAGGAAGCUGGGGAGUAUCGAUGCGUCGCACCUGAUCGAAAAAUGCAGGACACGUGGCGAGCACAGUUGCCCUACCACAUCAAGGUCACUGGUCGACCUAUGGUUCAUCCACCUAGCCAGACGGUGACGGCGAAGGAGGGUGAACCUUUGAGCAUCGUCGCCGAAUUCUGUGCCGAGCCAAGAUACACCAAGGUCUUCUGGGUAUCCGAGGAAAACGUCUACGUGCCUGGUACGCCGACCAGAGACGGGGUUCGAGCCUUGGCUAUCGAGGACGGCGGCACGGAGUCCUGUUACAGGGCGGUCCUGAGCUUCGACACGAUCCAAUGGUCGCACGCCGGCGAAUGGUUGCUGCUGGUACGCUCGUCGGAAGGGAUCACGGACGCUUCCGUUCUGUUGAACGUGACACGAGCCUCCGAGUAUAGUCACGCUCACUUCCGGUCAGCGAGCCUCGCCUGCCUGUCGCUUUGUCUGGCUCUGAUCAUCCUGCAGAAUCACCGUCGCUGAGGACCGAGGCUACAGCUUGCUCGACGAACGCUCUUUCACGGAACGAACAAGAGGAUCGA
Molecule: messenger RNA, 2708 nt
Organism: Colletes gigas
Lineage: Eukaryota; Metazoa; Arthropoda; Insecta; Hymenoptera; Colletidae
Gene: tei
Product: hemicentin-2
Exons: 11
Coding region: 643-2649 (668 amino acids)
Biological process (GO): cell-cell adhesion
Cellular component (GO): cell-cell junction
Molecular function (GO): cell adhesion molecule binding
Source: RefSeq, a predicted model, not a curated record